Dictyostelium purpureum is the source of this 1233-nucleotide messenger RNA. RefSeq lists its product as uncharacterized. The transcript is spliced from 2 exons. The coding region runs from base 1 to 1233 and encodes 410 amino acids. The record is from RefSeq and is a predicted model, not a curated record. Gene Ontology annotation, cellular component: nucleus; cytoplasm. NCBI's taxonomy places the organism in Eukaryota, Evosea, Eumycetozoa, Dictyosteliales, Dictyosteliaceae.
AUGGAUGUUGUAUUGGGUUUUUUAGAGGAACCAAUUAAUAAAGAUGAAUUAACAAGUAAUUAUUUCCCAAAUAAAAUUGGUGGUAAACCAGCAUGGUUAGAUUUAGGUAAUAUACCAAAAAGAGAGGAGUUAUUAUGUGAAAAAUGUUCAAAACAAAUGUCAUUUUUAUUACAAAUUUAUGCACCAUGGGAUGAAAAGAAAGAGUGCCAUCAUCGUUCAGUAUUUAUAUUUUGUUGUCAAAAUGGUGGUUGUAAUUAUUAUAAAGCAAUUAGAUCACAACUUGAACAAGUUAACGAAUACUAUCCAGAGGAUGCAGAAGAAAGAAAAUAUGAGGAAGGUUAUAGUAUCAGCGAAGAGAAAUAUUUAGUAAAUAGACAAACCACAUGUGAGUUUUGUGGUUUACAUUCAAAAUCAAAAUGUGCAGGUUGUCAAAAAGUAAAUUAUUGUUGCAAAGAGCAUCAGCAAGCCGAUUGGGAUUUAGGACAUCGUGAACAAUGUAAAAUAUUAAAAGAGAAACCAGACACACCAUCAGAUAAAUUACCAAGUAAAAAACAAGUAGAUUUCCUUUUUAAAGAGUUUGAACUUAUAAACGAAACAAUGGAAUUACUUGAUUUCCCAAUGUAUCAUAAUUAUGGAUCAUCAAGUGGUGCCAGUGGUGCAGACCAAGAUGAUGAGGACGACGAGGAAGAGCAUGAAGAUGAUGAUGCAGAUGAUGUUGAAAUCGAUGAACAUGGAAAUGUUGUUAAGAUGAGCCAAUGUAAAGACUUAAUGAUCACCAAGGAAAUUACAACCAACGAUCCAGAUACAAUUAAAGACUUUGAAGAUUAUGUAGGCGAAACUGGUAAAAGUGGUGGCUUCAACGACGAAACCUUUUUAAAUAUCAAAGAUAAACAAUUACUUUACUUUAGACGUAUUUUAGCAAAGGACCAAGAUCAAGUAUUAAGAUAUUGCAGAGAUCCAAAUUACCCAAUUGUUUGGGUUUCAGAAACAGAUAAACAAAAUCCCCAAGAAGUUCCAUGUUGCGAAAAUUGUGGUGGUAAUCGUAAAUUUGAAUUCCAAAUUCUUCCUCCAUUACUUUAUUUCCUUGGUAUGGAUCAACAACUUAUGAGUACAAUAGACAUUGAUUUUGGUGUUUUAUCAAUUUAUACAUGCGAAAACUCUUGUAAAAAGAAUUCAACCUAUAAAAAUUCAUUAAUCAAUGAAUUUAUUUUUAAACAAGAUUUUAAAAAAUAA